UGCCUUUCAACAUCUGUCUGCUCAUGUUUGAGUAGUGAGGCGUGGGAUGUCCCUGGUGCAAGUGUCAAGAUGGAUCUAUUUUGUGUUUUUACUGGCUGUUGCCAAACUGUUUUAUGAUAAAUUGUUUCCAUAUGGCAUUUGAUGAAUGCACUCAUAGUCACAUCUUUUUGUUUUAAGAAUAUAUUGUUCACUGAAUUGUAAUGAAUGUACUCACAUGGCUUUAUGCUUACAUUUGUUGUUUUUGGUCCCCUCUUUGGAUGGUAUACUGUAUGCCACAUCUUACAGAAUGUAUCCCAUAGUUUACAUACAACAAGUCGUGUAAUUACGGCUACGUUCGUUUGUUUCCGUACAGCUGGUGCACGUACUGCAAGCUGCACAGUGGACACAAGUUUCGCUGGUCUGACUAUCGAUGUAGUUCGAUAUCUUCUCUACGAACAUGGCAGGGAACUUAGGUUUGUGAUAAUUUAAGAAGCAAACGAAAAAAGGAAAAUAGCUUUUAUGAGGACUAAAUUAGCCUUUGAACAAGUUUAAACAGUUACCCAAUCAAGGAUAUUUUACGACCUUUCCACCAGGAACACUUGGAAGAUUCUCAAUACGACGUGCUCAGAGUCACUGAAGUGCCUGCCCUGCACCUGUCAUUCCUAGACCGUACCAGUGUAAAUCAGAACCCUACUUUGGUUCAGCUCUUACCUGCAAGUCUCGGGUCUUUCCAAAGAGCAUGUUGCCAAUGCCGUCUCUCUGCUCCAUUGUCUGGUUACACCGAGGGAUCAAGCUAAAGAAAGUGCUUUAUUUCUCAAACACAGGCCAGGUCUGAGUUUCAACCAUUCACACCAACAGUUCAGUCAUGCUUCUUAGUUUUAGUUGAAAAUUCCUGAAUAGUGUUGCCAUCACAAUUAACAUCCUCAACACUCUGGCACUUCACUGCCCUGGUCAGUGUGUAUCAUAGUUGGAAAUCUUUGCACAUGGCUGUAGAGGGCUUCCAAUUCAUAGCAAUUUAUGUCUAUAACAAAGACUGGGACGAGGACCUUGACCUCCAGCCAGGGGACAUACUGACCGUCAGCAAGACGUCACUGACAUCUCUUGGGCUCAAGGAUGGGGACGAGGAGCACCCGGAUUGCCUGGGAUGGAUGGUGGGAGUCAACAAGCGCACUAAGCAGAGGGGAGACUUCCCUGGGACAUAUGUCCAGUAUGUGGGGCCUGUGAAGAUGUAUGUGGUGCCCAACCAGCCUCUGCAGCAGAGACCCCUCCCAGCAGCCCCCAGGCCUCAGCCUCCCCCAGCACAUCAAGGGACUUCAGCUCAAGAGUUUGUCCAGCCUUUUCCACCCCCAGAAAAUGCCCUCCCCACUUUGGUGAAGUUGAUAGAGGCCAUUGAGAAAAAAGGUUUGGAUUGCGAGACGCUGUACAGGAAGUCUGGCUCCUUGGCUGCUGGCGGUCAAAGACAGAGCCUGAAUUUUGAGCUCUCGGAGCCUGAGAUGGGCCAGUACGACGUCCAGGCGCUCUCAGAGGCCCUGAUGGGAUUCCUGCAGGACUUGCCCUCCCCCAUCAUCCCAGAGUGUGUCUAUCCCAGCCUGAAGAUUGCCCUGCAAGAGGAAGCAGAGCUGUCUGUCGAGGAGACAGGCAAGCGUUUGCUGAAGGCACUGGAGCCCCCAGCCGUGCCCCUGCCAGGCCUGCUCACCCUGCAGUACCUGCUCAGACACUUGGACCGAGUGGGCCAGAGCUCGCCCCACAAUGGCCUGGACCCUCACACCCUCGCACUCCUCUUCAGCCCUCUGCUGCUCCCCGCUGGGUCAGAAGAAGAUUGUCAGGUUUCUGCCCAGGUGCUGGAGAGACUGCUGGUGGUGAGGGCCUGGGAGCUGGAAGAAAUGCCACCAGCUCUACCUCCCAAACCUUCCAAAACCAAAGCCAUGGCAUCCUCUGUGAUCAAUGGAGACGGCAGCAAGAUGGCCGAUGCAGAGUGGUACUGGGGAGACAUUUCCAGAGAGGAGGUGAAUGAGAAGAUGAGAGACAUGCCGGAUGGGACUUUCUUGGUCCGAGACGCCUCAAGCAAGGUGCAAGGAGAAUACACAUUGACUCUCAGAAAAGGAGGAAACAACAAGCUGAUCAAGAUCUUCCACCGAGGCGGCAGGUACGGCUUCUCUGAGCCGCUGACUUUUUCCUCUGUGGUGGAGCUCAUCCUGCAUUAUCACCAGGAGUCGCUGGCCCAGUACAACCCCAAGCUGGACUCACGGCUACUGUACCCCAUCUCCAAAUAUCAGCAGGACCAGGUGGUGAAAGAGGACAACGUGGAAGCAGUAGGAGAGCAACUGAAGGUGUACCAUGAACAGUACCAGGAGAAGAGCCGGGAAUAUGACGUCUUGUAUGAAGAGUACACUCGCACCUCUCAGGAGUUACAGAUGAAGCACACGGCCAUCGAGGCCUUCACCGAGACCAUCAAUAUCUUUGAGGAGCAGUGCGAGACCCAAGAGCGCUACAGCAAAGAGUACAUUGACAAGUUCCACAGGGAGGGCAACAGCCAAGAGAUUGAGAGAAUCCAAAGUAAUUCAGAUAAGCUGAAGUCUCGUGUGACUGAGAUCCAUGACAGCAAACGGAAGCUGGAGCAGGACCUGAAGGAGCAGGCGACGGACAACCGAGAGAUCGACAAGAAGAUGAACAGUCUGAAACCAGACCUAAUGCAGCUGAGGAAGAUCAGAGACCAGUACCUGGUGUGGCUCAAUCAGAAGGGCACCAGACAGAAGAAGAUUAACGAGUGGCUUGGGAUCAAGAACGACGUGGAAGACCUAUAUUCUCUGGUGGAUGAGAUGGAUGACCUGCCACACCAUGACGAGCGCACCUGGUACGUGGGCGACAUCAAGCGAGGCCAGGCCGAAGAGCUGCUAAGGGGCAGGGGUGACGGCACCUUCCUGAUCCGAGACAGCCAGUCCCAGAAGGGCUCCUAUGCCUGCUCUGUAGUCGUGGACGGGGACGUCAAGCACUGUGUGAUAUUCAAGACCUCCACGGGCUACGGUUUCGCCGAGCCUUACAACCUGUACAGCUCCCUGAGAGAGCUGAUUCUCCACUACAGACACACUUCCCUGGUCCAGCACAACGACUCGCUGAAUGUAACUCUGGCAAUUCCUGUCCUAACCCAGCAGCAACCCAGAUGAGAUGCACCGUCACCCGGACACGGCCUGGCACAGAGCAAAAACACACACACAACUGAGACCACACACCCUCACUUUUCCCAACAAAAAAGCAAACAACUUUCUGAGCGUUGGGUUUGAUAGGAGUGGAAGUGGCAGAUAUAAUGACUGACUGGGUUUUGACUUUAAAGAGACCCUGUAAAUGUUAUAUUUUUGUUAAAUCUUUACAACACUACACAGUUUUAGGAUAAAAAUAUUUUUACUAUUUUAAAGUAACUGCUGUAGAUUCCAUUUUCCCUUUCAAUGGAGGGAAUUUUCUAAAUCGACUUGUUAAGGGUGCCAUUUUGGGGGGGUAGAAACUUUUUUCAACAGUUAAAGAGGCGUAAGGGUUGGACAUGGAGAACAAAAAUACCUAACAGACUUUCUGUUUUCAUCAAGCGUUGCUGACAUGGCUGGAUGGUUGGGAGAUGUGGUAAAAGGCUUAACUUGUAGUGUUUUGUUGCAAGUUCAUAUUAAUACACAUGUUCUCCCACAGCGCUAUGGGACGCACACAAAGAAAGCAUUCUCCUUUCUGUGGACUCAUUGCUAUGUGCCCUGUCACAUAAAGCAGAACAUGUCUAGAAGACUAAAUUCAGUACCAAUGUGUUAAUCAAAAAGAUGAAUUUGUCUUUUCCUGAAAGCUUUUUUUUUUGUUGCAAUCUAUGUAAGACUGUUUAAAAUAGUUUGAGGUUGAUGAUAUUAGAUGCUGGCAUGGCCCCUGGUGUAGCUUGAGGACACUGAUUGCUGUGACAGACAUGUAAUGUGAACUGGAGUUGCAGUCCUUGAUGGUGGAACACUUGGUGGUGAAUGUGCCUUCUCUUCUAAUCCUCGGUCUUCCAUUCUCUCUCUGUUGAUCAGAGUCCGUGUGGAUGCCUUGCACCAAUCAGAUGCCAAGUGUUUUGUACAGCACUGUGUAUGAAACUAGAAAUCUGAAAUAGACCUGGCUAUUGAUUGCCUUGGAACAGGGAUGGGUAACUCCCUCAGACUUUUACCUGGGACUACUGCCACUGACUGCUCAGAGUGCACACAUCUGGUUUCCCAGGUUAGGGUCAGGGCUCAGUGCACACAUCUGGUUUCCCUGGUUAGGGUCAGAGCUCAGUGCACACAUUUGGUUUCCCAGGUCUCAAUCAGUUGCUGACUUGAAUGAAUGAAAGCCAGCAGACACUCUUGAGGACUGAAGUUGCCCACCCCUACAUUACUGUGUGUAUGAUGGCGGUGUUGGAUUUGUGCAUGGUGGAAAUGGAUUUCCAUUCAUAUGUUAUAGUUGUGGAUAGAUGGUAGAUCUUAUGGGGGUUGUGUACCAGAAAUAAGAAGCAUGGUCUUUUCACUACAUUUUGACAUUGGGUAUGCGUAUGCAUCACAUUGGGUAUGCAGUGUGCAUCACAUUGGGUAUGCAGUAUGCAUCACAUUGGGUAUGCAGUAUGCAUCACAUUGGGUAUGCAGUAUGCAUCACAUUGGGUAUGCAGUAUGCAUCACAUUGGGUAUGCAGUAUGCAGCCUCUCAUUAAGGUAAUAGUAGCCUAAUUCCACAAUUUACUUAAUCAGACUUUACCUGCCACACUUUGUGAAUGAGCUUCUUUCCCAGGAAACAAGUUGUACUGUAAUGCUAACAUAUACACAUGAUAUUCUAGGUAGACUUGAAACACUACUUUGACAAACUGAUUAGUACUAUGCAGCGAGUUAGACAUACAACUUCACGAUGCCUCAUCAACAUUGAUUUUGAUUCAAGACAAAUCACUGAAUGAGUGAUAACCUUUACACUUGUCAUGUAUUAAUCAGACGUUGGUGCAUUUUAUUGCUCACUUUUAGGAGUGGUUAGAUUGCCGUUCAUGUUGGGAUUGGUGUAAAUCAACCUUUUAUCACUGACAACAAUGUUGAUGUUAAUCUGGUUAACCUGUUCUUAUGUUUGUCUGGUAGUUAGGUGAAAAGUGUCUCCUUGGAGAGCGAUGACAAUAAUAGUCGGGACUAUUUACUGAACAUAGCUUUCAGCCAGAGUCCUGCUCAGUUCGACUGUCCUUCAGGUCAACAGGUCUUUGAAAACUGGGACUAUCUAGUUGAUUUGUUUUGGCAAGAGAGAGUGCUGUAUAAAAAAGAGAGUAAAAAAUAUGUUUCUGGUUUGUUUUCAAAUUGCACACGGUGGCUCUGCAUGCAGUAUAAGACUACGUAUGCCCUCCACUGACAUGACCACAGCCAGGUUAAGACUAGCUAAAGAUUGUACACCAGAUAAUGUGAUACAACCAAAGAGUGUUGGCGUCCAUUACUGAGUGUUACAGAAAAGAACCACACAAACCACCGCCAUAGAUUUUUCAACUAACCUGUUCUUGGGGAUUACUUUCUUCAUUCUCGAUUCGUUAAAAAAAUUAUCUGUCUGUUUCCAGUUGCAGUUGGUUCUACAAAAACCAUAAAUUCAGAAAGAUAUCAAUGUUUAAGUGAGAUAUGCCUCGUGGUGUGCUUAGACCUUUGUCACCUACUUAUACGUGUGGCCGUAGAAGUAGAAUCUACUAGUUCCUGUAAUAAUGCUGGGAAUGCUAGAUCUGCUAGUUCCUGUAAUAAUGCUGGGAAUGCUAGAUCUGCUAGUUCCUGUAAUAAUGCUGGGAAUGCUAGAUCUGCUAGUUCCUGUAAUAAUGCUGGGAAUGCUAGAUCUGCUAGUUCCUGUAAUAAUGCUGGGAAUGCUAGAUCUGCUAGUUCCUGUAAUAAUGCUGGGAAUGCUAGAUCUGCUAGUUCCUGUAAUAAUGCUGGGAAUGCUAGAUCUGCGGCAGCUAAGAUGUCGAGAUACCUCCUCAUGCCGUACAAUACUUGGAUGUAAUAUUUUUGAGUUUUUGCUGUUUUUUGUAGAACCACCUGUAACUGGAAACUGACAUUUUUCAGCUACUUUCGUUAUUCUCGAUUCUGUGAAAAAAGUAUUGCCAAUAACAGGUUUGUUGAAAAAUCUAUGGCGGCGGUUUGUAUGGGGCCUUCCUCUAACGCCCAGUAAUGGACACCAACAUUCUUUGGUUAUCACAUUCAGGCAUACAAUCUGUAGCUAGGUCUAGACAGUCUGUUCUCAGUGACAUUGUUUCCCCUGGCCUUUUCUGUGGACUUGGGCUCCCGAGUGGCUCAGCGGUCUAAGGCACUGCAUCUCCGUGCCAGAGGCGUCACUACAGACCCUGGUUCGAUUCCAGGCUGUAUCACAACCGGCCGUGAUUGGGAGUCCCAUAGGGCGGCGCACAAUUGGCCCAGCGUCGUCCGGGUUAGGGUUUGGCCGGGGUAGGCAGUCACUGUAAAUAAGAAUUUGUUCUUAACUGACUUGCCUAGUUAAAUAACAUAAAUUAUAUUGGAGGUCGACAAAAGCUGUGCUUGAUUUCUGUCUCAGACCGCUAUGACGGUGCAACGUAAAACGACACAUUUCCUCAGCUUGUGAGAAAGCCUGUGAGUGGGUACAUUUAAGGCUUGAGUAGGUAUGUCGCUGUGCCAAUGUUAAAAUCUGCUACUGUAAAUGCACUACAAAGACAUGAAGGCAGCUCAUGUUUCAGGAGUUUUAUUAUAAUUUGACUUGAACAGGUUCAUUAAUUUACAAUAACUGGCUAUGAUAGGUCAGAAACACUCCGCAUAGUGGACAUCUCAUUUUAAGACAAGGACGGCAUCAUUGGUGGCUCUUAAUGGUCUUUUUGAAAGUGGCUUUUAUGAAACCUGUUUGUGUUUUGUUAUUUGUUCAUCAUAACCUGAGCAGAUUUAAUUGAAUAAGCUAGUGUGAAUACUUUUGGUGAUAUUCUUUACAUUUAUAUUUCAUGCUUAUUUAGAGAUUUAAUUUCUCUAAAUAACCAAAUAGAUUGAAAAGACUGUGAAAAGGCUGUUUACACAGGCAGCCCAAUUAUUUAUUUCACUAAUUGGUCUUUUGACCAGUCAGAUCAGCUCUGUGAAAAUAUCUGAUGUGAUUGGUCAAAAAAAACUAUUAAUGGCAAAAAUAUCAACAAUAGGCUGCCUGUGUGGAAGCAGUGAACUUUUUUAGAUUUUGUUAUCGAGAAUGAAACUGUCGUAGUAUUGGUUAUAUGUUGACUUUCAAUAGUUGAAGACUGCUUGGUUUUUAGCUUUUGUAUUUGCGAAACUGUGCUGAAAAGUCUGUUAGAUACUGCUAUUUGAUACACAUAGUAUGUGUAUAAUACUUGGCUGGAGUUCAGUCAUUUGAAAUGUAGAAAUCCCCCCCAAAACAUUGCUAAUGAACAGCAAAAUGCACUUUUAAAUUGACAAAAUUCUGUACAAUUAUUGCAUUACCUAAUGAAAAUAUUGGCUGCACUCCAUAUUAUGUAUUUGUCAGACUGGUAGUUUUGUAUGGUACUAAUGAAUAAACUUUAAUAAAAGUUGUCAAAAUGCCU
Molecule: messenger RNA, 7509 nt
Organism: Oncorhynchus mykiss (rainbow trout)
Lineage: Eukaryota; Metazoa; Chordata; Actinopteri; Salmoniformes; Salmonidae
Product: phosphatidylinositol 3-kinase regulatory subunit gamma
Biological process (GO): phosphatidylinositol phosphate biosynthetic process; insulin receptor signaling pathway
Cellular component (GO): phosphatidylinositol 3-kinase complex
Molecular function (GO): protein binding; 1-phosphatidylinositol-3-kinase regulator activity
Source: RefSeq, a predicted model, not a curated record